Anopheles bellator is the source of this 4282-nucleotide messenger RNA. It is a transcript of the gene Cap-D2, whose product is annotated as condensin complex subunit 1. Gene Ontology annotation, biological process: mitotic cell cycle; meiotic chromosome condensation; mitotic chromosome condensation. NCBI's taxonomy places the organism in Eukaryota, Metazoa, Arthropoda, Insecta, Diptera, Culicidae. Gene Ontology annotation, cellular component: nucleus; condensed chromosome, centromeric region. The transcript has 7 exons. The record is from RefSeq and is a predicted model, not a curated record. Gene Ontology annotation, molecular function: histone binding. Bases 1 to 4257 code for a protein of 1418 amino acids.
AUGGAGUGGCAAUUUGUAAUACCGCAAGCAACGGCAGAGCUUCUGCGAUCAGACAAAAACCAUUACUGCGUCGGAAGAGUACUCGACGCCGCCGAAGUUCCGGACGCUCUUAAAGCUUCACGAGUUGGCUUGACUGAUCCUUUCGGCAUAUUCGAUCACUUUGAUACAUUUUACUCUGUGAUCGAUAAUGGUAAAAAGCUCCCAGGACCACAGCUUGUACGCGCAUACGAUCAGCUGUACGAGGCAACAGACAAACUAGGCAAUACCUUGGCGAAUCUGUUUUCCCAAAAAGAGAUUGACCAAACUGAUCGGUUGACAUGCUUGAAUGCAGUUAAAAUGUUAGCCUUCCUCACGAACGGCAUGGUAAAGGUGAUUGACGCGUACGUAAAGACCGCCAACGAAAAGGUUGUAAAGAAGGGCAAGAAACAAGUGAGCGAAAGUGCUGAAGCGCUGGACUGGGACGACAAACGGUAUCAGUGCGUAGUGCAGCUGUACAAUCUAUUUCAGCUGCCGUUGGAGAAGCUUUGGGACCCUCCGGUUUGCGAGGAAUCGUUUGUGGAUGUGGUCUGCGACAUUUGCUAUCGAACUCUUGAACAACAGUACGUGCGAAGUCGCGACGCCGUGGACAGCGUAUUUCAGAUCCUCGGAACGGCUAUCAAACGUUACAACCAUUCGCUUUCAUUUCCUGUGCGCAUACUGCAGAUUUUGGAGCACGUUGAGGCGGCGAUCCCACCGAUCGCGACCGGUGUGCUGCUACUGUAUGAAGAGUUUGGCAUCACGACUAUUUAUCCUGUGAUAAUCAAGGAAAUAAUCGAGCGUUUGAGCGUGGACUCAGCCGAUGCGCAGACCGGUCGAUUUUUUAGCCUAUUUCUGCUCGAACUCGGCGUGAAGGCGCCAAAACUAAUGAUACCGCACCUGUCGACGCUAGGCGAGGAACUUCUGAACCUCGAAUCAUACACACUGCGCAACUGCGUGCUGCAGAUAAUGGGCGAAGCGGUUACCAGCGAACUCACGUCCGAGGAUUUGACGGAUGAACUUAAGGAAACGCGCGACGAGUUCCUGGAUGACCUACUAAACCAUAUGAUGGAUGUUUCAGCGCACGUCCGCUCAAAAGUGCUUCAAAUUUGGUUUCAUCUGAAGGAACGAAACUCUGUGCCCCUGGCGUGGAUUCAUAAGGUUCUACAGAUUGCUGUUGAACGGCUUGAGGAUAAAGCGUUACAGGUUCGGAAGCAUGCCAUCGCACUCAUCAAAGCCUUUCUGGAGCAUAAUCCUUUUGCCGCAAAGCUAUCUCUGGCCGAAUUGCGAUCCCAAUACGAAGAGGAGGAUAAAAAGCUACAAGAGAUUCGCAAUCGGCUGGUAGAGCAAGACACGAAGCUGAAGACCUUAGAGGAAGAGUGGGAAGAGUUGGUUGUACAAAUGUACCCGACGGUGUCGGAACUGUUCAGCAAAGAACCUGAAGACAUCGAGACAAGCACGGAGGCAGACGUGAAAGCACUGGCCGAUGGUAUCGUGUCUUUGUUGAAAGAAGAAAAUUACAAGGAGCUGGUUCGGUUGGUACAGCGAGCAGAUUUUGCACUAGGAAACCACGAUGAGCGCAAAGAAAUGACUCUCGAGCAUCAAUGUAUUUACUACAUCACGCUGCUCAAAAGCUAUUUCAUUCACAAUCACACUGACGCAAAUUUGAAUGCUGAGUUGCAAAAAAUCGAAAACUCGGUUAAUUUUUCGCACGACUCUCUCCGGUUUUCGGAGCUAAUUUCGGAUGCCGUGCCGAAACUGCUUGACAUGCUGAUGUCGAAGGCCCAGUCUGACGUGCACGGGGCGAUUGACUUCUUCACUUCUGCGUACCUUUUCGGCAUCAAAGGCACUGAGAAAGGGAUGCAACAGAUGUUGUUUCUGGUUUGGUCAUCGGACAAGGAAAAGCGAGAAAGCGUAACUUCGGCCUACAAGCGCAUUCUGUUCGAGACUAACCUGCAGGGCAGAGCGCAUACCGUGACAGUCGUGCGGAACCUUAGCAAGUUUCUUACCAAUUUAACAUGCGGCCACUAUGCUGCUAUGGAGGUGUUGGUGCAGGAAUGGGUAGAGACCGGUGAUCUCGAUGCCCAGAUGAUACAGGUUCUGUUUGAAAUCUACACCAUGAAGCUAGAGAAUGUAACCGAAAAUGAGGCGCGCUUGGCUCUUCAGUUAUUGAUCAUGGUAUCGGCUGCUAAGCCAUCCGUGGUGACAGCAAACAUGCAACUGUUAGAGACAAUCGGUUUUAAGGAACGUGGACGAAAUGAUCCCCGCAUUUUCGUCGCUACCCUUUCAUUGCUGAUGAAUUCUGUUGCACUGGCAACAGACUCCUCGAAGCACUACAAACGGUUCGAGCACGGCGCACCAACGGUGGAAUCGGUUUUAAAUCUGUUCCACAAGCUGUUCUUCUGCGCAAAGGUUGAAAACUAUGAUGAAAUUGGAACGAAAGUCUUUGAUUUUAUCUAUAAAAUGGUCAAGGCACCCGAUGUAUUAUCGCAAUCCGUUGUGGUACAACUGUUCGAGAAGCUGCAAAAAAUAUCUGACGACAAUCGACAGCCAGAAGCUGAUGUCCAACGUUCCGAUGGUAGUCAGAUACCGGGCGCAACCCAGCAAGACCAGGACGAACAUUUGAUGCUUACUGUUCCCAACUUUCUCGCAACUCGGUUCAUUUUUACGGUUGGCUAUGUAGCAAUGCGCGAGAUGAUCUACCUCGACAUCGAUGUAUACAGCAAUAUGAAAUAUCGCCAGGAGCUGAAAGAUGAGCUCAAGAAUCAGAAAAAGAAAAAUGACGUCAUCAAUGGCUGUAAAGGGACCGCCUCCACUGCGACGCCAAGCUCUGCCGGAAACAAGCGGAAAACAUUGUCUCUUGAUGUGUCAGCCAGCAACGCUCUAAAGCGCCUGUCCGGAUCGACCGCUACGAGUGGUGCGACCGGAGGGGAACAAGCAGAACCGGAAGAGGAACUACUAAGUGGAGCGACAGCUGAAGAUGCCGUUGCCGAGGAAAUUAAUCACAUUUGUGAAAACGAAAUGUUAUACGUGAAAGAUCAUCUGCUCAAUCCGCUUAUAUCAAUGGUAGUAGAGGUUUGCAAGUAUCCCAGCCGGUUCCGUGACGAGUUGCUGCAAACAUCAGCGGUCCUCACCAUGAUUCGACUCAUGGGUGUUUCUUCAAAGUUCUGCGAGCAUCACAUUCCGUUUUUGAUGAACAUUUUCCAACACACAAAAAAUACGCGUAUCAAAUGCAACAUUGUGAUCGGCUUGUCAGACUUCACCUUCCGCUUUCCUAACGUUACGGAAUCGUGGACGAGCCACAUGUAUGCAACACUUUACGAGCCGGAUCCGGAACUACGUCUAACUGCGGUCAAGAUGUUAUCACAGUUGAUUCUACACGAAAUGAUUCGCGUCAAAGGUCAGAUAUCGGAUCUGGCGCUGUGUAUCGUGGAUCCGGUGCCGGAAAUUCGUACCAUAACCGAGCAAUUUUUCAAGGAGAUCGCUAACAAGUCCAACAUACUGUACAAUGUGCUGCCAGACAUUAUUUCCCGAUUGAGUGACCCCAAACUGGAGCUGGAGGAACAAAAGUACCACGUCAUUAUGCGCUACGUCAUCGGGCUGAUCAACAAGGACAAGCAAAUCGAAAGCCUAGUAGAGAAGCUUUGCUUACGAUUCCGUGUAACAAGCGAAGUGAGGCAGUGGCGCGACAUCGCCUUCUGUCUGUCCCUACUUUCAUACAACGAAAAAACGAUCAAAAAGUUGUCGCAAAACGUAGGAUGCUUCAAGGAUAAGGUUCAACACGAGGAAAUAUAUCUUGCCUUCAAAACGAUCAUUGGCAACACAAACAAAUUGGCGAAGGCAGAACUCAAGGCCGCCGUAUCCGAAUUUGAAACGCGUCUCAACGAGUGUCUGGAAGUGAAUGAUGGUGGUCGCGAGGUGGAUGACGAGAUCGCUUCAACUUCCGCGUCUUCUACGCUGCCACCGGCGACCGGUAGAGGACGUGUAGCAGGCAAGGGCUCACGACAACAAGCCGCCAAAAAAGGAAAGCCUCCUUCAGGACGUCGCGCUGUGCGGCGGGGGAACCAAAGCUCAUCCGAAGACGACAGUGACAGCGAAGAGGAAAACCUUCCACCACCCGCUAGUUCCAGAGCCGCGGUCCGCGCGCGGCAGAACUUGAAAAUUACCAAGGUCAUCGAGAGUGACAACUCAGAUGACGAGGAAAGCAUGCCUCCGAAACGGGACAAACGUAGCAAGCGGUAGUACUCCGCCUGGUCCGUCCUAAUAU